This is a messenger RNA of Salarias fasciatus (jewelled blenny), 1482 nucleotides long. Its product is annotated as DBIRD complex subunit ZNF326. NCBI's taxonomy places the organism in Eukaryota, Metazoa, Chordata, Actinopteri, Blenniiformes, Blenniidae. The record is from RefSeq and is a predicted model, not a curated record. Gene Ontology annotation, biological process: regulation of DNA-templated transcription elongation. Gene Ontology annotation, molecular function: zinc ion binding; DNA binding. Bases 61 to 1299 code for a protein of 412 amino acids. Gene Ontology annotation, cellular component: nucleus; DBIRD complex. The transcript is spliced from 11 exons.
CAGAGACACAGGAGAAGGCAGGACCUGAAACAAACAGGGUAGCAGUAUAUCUGAGAAACAAUGAGGCGCUGGAGUCAUGUCCCCUACAACCCCUCAGCUGUGCCUCCUCCAGGGACCAAACCACAGCCGCCUCAAAGAGUACCUCAAGCCUUUAUAGAGGCGAUGAAACGACUGACAUCUGAGAAAUCUGCCACUCAGCAAGCAAACCAAACCGAAGCUCGGCCAUCUGACAUGAAAUGGAAGUCAUCUUUUAAACCAGUCGGCGAUGAAGAAGAAAACUCUGAGGACAAAGGCACGAGCAGCUCAGAAAGGCUGUAUGACCCCUACAGUCCUCUGUCGUCAGACACUGAGGCUGAUCCGUCGAAGACUGUGGAUCGCGACCGCUCCCCGCCCCGCCGGGGGACGUCUCUGGAGCGACAGCGUCUGUCUCCAAGCCGAGGCAGCCGCUGGGACAUCCCUUUCACCGAGCCGGAGAGCCGGGCCCUGGACAAACGCGAGCUCAGCGCCGGCAGCAGACCCGCAGAGGGCAGAGGUCCAGAGCCCGACGAUGAGGAUCUUCCAGGCUACGGCUCCAUGAGCAGAGCCCUGGACCAGAGAGGCUGCAGCCCGGACAGAACGAGUCGCAGCUCCUCCACCCACCGGAUGUCUCCUUACUCACAGCAGGUCAUCGAGGAGGAGAGGAUGGCUCCACCAGAAUACAGGAGAGAGAUCUCCACCACUGUGAGAUUAUCUCCGCCCAGAUUAAACUGGAACUACGAACGUCAGCCCUUUCUCCACACAGGCCUGAACAGAGACCCCGUCUCACCCAGGGUGAGAAAAAGCUGGAGCAAAAAUGUUGUAAUGAACAAGGACUUCAUUUCUUGCGACCUUUGUGACAUUGUGGUAGCCAGUGGGCAGGAGCUGGACGACCACUUCGACAGCAAGAGCCACUGGGACACACUGGAGCACAUCCAGCAGAACAACAACUACGACGACGUGGCGAUCGCCUUCUUACAGGACGUGAUGCUGUAUAAAAGCCGUCAGUGCAGCCGAGCCAUGGAAGACGUUGCUCUUCCAGCUCUGCAGGAAAACGAGUACAUGACCAAGGUGGAGAUGUUCCACUGCGCAGCUUGCAAAGUGUUUGUCUACAGUUCGGCCGCAGAAGUGGAGAGUCACAUCACUUCGCACGAGCAUCUGUCCAACACAAAGGAGUUUGAAGCGCAGCAGAGACGGGCCUGUCUCAGCAAGGCCAAAACCAUGAUGCAGGAGCUGCAGCCACAGCUGGAACUCUUCCUGAAGGGCGGCAGCCCCUUCGAAUGACGGACAAUCCAAAACGGCUGCAAGGAAGAUGGCAUACUGCUGAUCGGUUAAACGUUUAAUAAAUGGAGAGGUCACUGUGCUCACAAAUGGAUAAUUUUCCUUGUAUCUUGUCUUGUGUUCAUUUCAUUUCAUCAGAAGACAUUUCAUUUGUCUCUUACAGAUCAGGUGCAAAAAAUAAAAUAA